Molecule: messenger RNA, 635 nt
Organism: Arabidopsis lyrata subsp. lyrata
Lineage: Eukaryota; Viridiplantae; Streptophyta; Magnoliopsida; Brassicales; Brassicaceae
Product: transcription elongation factor SPT4 homolog 2
Exons: 5
Coding region: 45-395 (116 amino acids)
Biological process (GO): positive regulation of DNA-templated transcription, elongation; regulation of transcription elongation by RNA polymerase II; chromatin organization
Cellular component (GO): nucleus; DSIF complex
Molecular function (GO): zinc ion binding; RNA polymerase II complex binding
Source: RefSeq, a predicted model, not a curated record
AAGAAACUGGGAUUUUGGAAGAGAUUGAGAGAAAACAAACGAUAAUGGGAAGCGCACCAGCUCAGAUUCCGACUAGUUUCGGCCAUGAGCUUAGGGCUUGUCUUCGUUGCCGACUCGUCAAGACCUAUGACCAGUUCAGGGACGCUGGUUGCGAGAAUUGCCCUUUCUUCAAGAUGGAAGAGGAUCAUGAGCGUAUCGUGGAGGUCACUACCCCUAAUUUCAAUGGUAUAAUCUCUGUGAUGGAUCCAAGUAGAAGCUGGGCUGCUAGGUGGUUAAGAAUCGGGAAGUUUGCUCCUGGUUGCUACACUCUUGCGGUCUCAGAGCCACUCCCUGAGGAAAUGCAGCACCUAUGCCAAGAAGAGCGUGUACAAUAUGUUCUGCCGAAACGCAUGUGAAGAAAAUCCAUCAAGAAGAAUGCUAGAAUACAAGACCAAGUAGUGCUCUUUCUCAUUCAAGCUUCAUGUAAACAUUAUAAGGUUGCUUUAUUUUGUAUCUUCUUCAAUCUUGUGCUGGGUCCAUGAUGAAAGUCUCCUACAAGUCAAGACUCCUUAGGUUUCUUCAAUGUAAGGUCGUUAGUCCGAUAUCAAAAAGAUCUUUUAAAUGAGAUUUUAAUGAGAAUUGAAAGAAUAAACAUG